AGCCUGAGGAACUUGGACAGCUGCCAGUGACUUUUGAGGAGGUGGCCACGUGUCUCUUCCAGGGAGAAUAGAAUCUUCUAGAUCCAGCCUACUGAGUGAGGACAUCGUGCUGGCGAUUUUUGGGGGCCAAGUCUCUCCAGGUAGCUAAUACGACAGCCAGAAUUCUAUAGAGCCAGGUAUUCGUUCACUGAAAAGAAUCAAGUGUGAAGCAAGAAAUGAAAAUAAAUAGGACAGCCAAACGGAGGAAAAAAGGCAGAAGUGAAUCCAGCUACAUCUCUACCUUCCCAGGGUCCUGAUAUUUGUGAACAACUGGUUGUUAAAAAAACCCCAAAAAGCAAAACAUGAAAAAGGAUGGAGAAAGUGUCUGAAUGGAAAGGAUUUAAAUCUACAUUAGAUUUGAAAAAACACAUCAACAAGUCCAAAUGGAGGGAAAAGUAUCCGAGAGCAUGGAGCAUGGAAACAGUGUAACUAGGAAUAGCAAUACUAUAUCAUGUGAAAAGCACAUUAAACAAGAAGAACCAUAUACACUCAUGGAAUGUGGGAAGAGCUUGAGCCAAGGGAAUCAGCUUAAUUCACAUCAAAAAACUCACACUGGGAAGAAACCACAUAAAUGCAUGGAAUGCGGAAAGAUCUUAGGCAACAGUACUUCCCUAAGUAGACAUAGAAGAAUUCACACAGGAGAGAAACCAUAUGAAUGCACGGAAUGUGGAAAAUGCUUCAACCAAAGCAGUGCCCUAAGUAGACAUCAAAGAACACACACUGGGGAGAAACCAUAUAAUUGCAUGAUAUGUGGAAAGAGUUUUGGUCACAACCAGAGCCUUAAAUGUGGAAAGAACUUCAGUCACAGCCAGAGCCUUCAUUCACAUCUAAGAACUCACGCUGGGGAGAAACCAUAUGAAUGCAUGGAAUGUGGGAAGUGUUUCA
This is a messenger RNA of Pogona vitticeps (central bearded dragon), 924 nucleotides long. The record is from RefSeq and is a predicted model, not a curated record. NCBI's taxonomy places the organism in Eukaryota, Metazoa, Chordata, Lepidosauria, Squamata, Agamidae.